GCGCAUGCGCGGGGCGGCGCGCAGGCUCUUGGCGGCUGGCUGGGGCUGCGGUUGCGGAGACCUCGUGGCGCAACGGUAGCGCGUCUGACUCCAGAUCAGAAGGCUGCGUGUUCGAAUCACGUCGGGGUCACGGCUUCCCCCUGUGGGGGUUCAUUUUACGCCCUGCGGCGUCCGGGCAGAGCUGGGGGUCCCCGGGGGGUUUUGGGGUGAAGGGGGGCUGCCUUACACCCUGGGGAAAGGGGUGCUGCUGAGCAGUGGUGAGGGAAGAGCUGCCCCGCCUUGUCCCUUCUCCUGCCUUUUGCUUUUGCCUUAGGUGUCCUGGGGUGCUCGCAGUGUCUCUGGAAGUCACAGCCCCCAGCCCCAUCUCUGCAGAUGCUCAGCCACAGCUUGAGAGCGCUCCUAAGACUGAAGCAUCCUGCUAACAUGGCCUAACGCUGCGGUUGUUCACAGCUGCAGGGAAACAUGAGCUGCUUAGAGCAAGUGCUACCCUCAAGGACAGAGGAAAACAACAUUGGAGUAAACUCUUCCAAGCUGCUAGAGUUCAGCUGCUUCCGAUGCCAUUGGAGAGUAUCCAGUCUUCUCAAAAUACGGAUCAUAGACACAUAGGACCUCCAAGUGCCGGGGCACGGGGACAGGGAGGUAGUUGUGGGGAUCCUGGAGGACCGAGCCCCCAGUAGCUGGAGCACAGCGAGGCAGUCCUGUGCGCUGAUGCAUGUUUCCUGUGACGUUAUGUGCAACAAGCUGUGUGUGGUGGGGUUUUUUGUUUGUUUUUAAUCAAAGAACUGAAGGCAGUAGUUGAGCUAGACUAGUUUUUAGAUUAAAGAUAACAUGAUGUCCCUUAGGUAACUUUUUUCUUGACUUUGCUAUGGUGGGAUUAUGCCAGCUGUAGCUUUGAAGAACUUUAUUUUAAACUAUUUUAGAUUUGGAGCAAACAGUAAAAGCAAAGUCUAAUUUAUAGGAUAAAUAAAGCUUCUAAGUAGUCAUUAACGCUAACUGCUUUAACCUGUUGAGAAUAUGAUGGGGUUUUUUACACCUGAGUUGCUUUAGUCUUGAUCUCUUUUUCACUGAAUGGCUGCUUCUGUCUUGACUAGAUUUUCCACAGGAUUUCAUUGCUUUAUAAUAGCAUGUACAAUGAUGCUUUGGGCUUCUCUUUUCACAAACAUCAUCCUUAUUUUAAAAAAAUAGUACCAGACUAAAAUAAACAGAAACUGAGUUUUUUAUUUAUUGCCCUGCACUAUCUUCACUGAUAGGAUUUUAACUGAGAGAAUGUUUGGGUGAAAAAGUCUUAUAUCUGAAAGCAUUUGUCCACAGCAAUGUGCUCUCUGAAAUAAGCUGUAUUAAAGCUAUUCAGAUGAUGACUGCAAGGUAUGUUUAACACUCCAUAGGUUUGAAUAAACACAAAUCAUGUGUUUGCUGUAUGCUACUGAUUAAAAUGUGUGUGUAAUUGGUUUGGGAUUUAACUGUGGUAUGGGAAGUGCUUAAAGCAAGCUAAUGUAUCCCCUUAAAAGGAUAAAUUAAUAGAACUUGAAUAUUCAUCUUAUGUCUCUUUAAAGUUCUGUUGCUAUUCAAUAGUUGGGGCUUUUAGCAAAAUGAGUUUCGGAUCACUGUUAAAUGUGUCUUCACCUUUGCUGGGACAGCUAUUUUGUUUAAAGAUCUUCAUAGAUGAAGUGCGUAUAUAGUCUUAGUUUUCUUUGCAUUUAAUUAGAUAGAAUUUCCUGAGGAAGAUGUGAUUUUAGGAUUUCAUGAUUAACACUUUUAUUCUAAAUAAAUAGCAAAUGUGAUACCAAGAUACCUGUGUCCUGUUCACUUAUUUCUCAUACUUCCUUUUGAAACGGGGAACAUCUAAGGGAGCUAUGCUUUUGCUUGAUAUCUGUACUGAAAUGUUCGAUGCUGAUUAAACAGGAUGACUUAAUGCAAAGGAGAAUGAAGGUUAUUGAAUAUCUACUCAUUGCUUUGGAAAAAAGUACUUCUUAACUAAAAGGCCUCUUAUAUGCAUGUGGAUUUUAAUGCCAGCUGCUUAGUAAAUGCUUUUUUUUAAUCUUUAGAAAUAUACAUCUGGCUGUUUUGAGAUGAAAGGACCUCUAAUGCAUUCUGCAGAAGUCAGUAGUGAAGUCACAGUCUGACUUGGCCUCCCGCGGUUACCCUGGAAGCUCGUGAUGUCACAGGCUGAGCACUGGAGUUUUAUGCUGGGAGGCUGCACGGGGCGAAGCGAUGGCCCAGGUUACGGUUGGCAUGCUGAUAGAACAACCAGAAGAAAACGUAGAUGAACACAACCUCGAGGAACUCGAUGCUCAGCGUUUGAGUGACAGCGAACUGCGGGACCAGCUCAUCCUGUAUGGGCUCGAACCUGGACCAAUACUGCCUUCCACAAGGACACUUUAUGAAAAUAAGCUUCUGCAGUUGAUAGAUGAAAGCACCCUAGCCUGCUGUGGUAAGCCAGAUGAAAGUGGACACCUCGAUGAGGGCUCAGAAAAUGAAGAUCAUGAAGAACAAGAGACAAAUUCUCAAGUAAUCCUUGAAACAAAAGACUUCAAAGUGACAGCAUCCUGUGCCUCUGGCUAUUGUAAACCUUCACACCUGGAAGUGCCUGAACGCCACAAGAAACUUCUGUCACCUAACGCAGAUCACAAUCUUGUUAAGAUAAUGGCAGAGGAAAGUAUCUGUCCUUGCUACAUAUCUUGUUAUGCCUUUGCACCUAGCAUUCCACGAAUCUUAGAAGAGAACUUUUACUGGAUUUCCAUUGCUACCUGUUAUCUCAUACUUCUGACUCUCCAGCAAUGAUAAAUGCAGGAAGCCAGGUCCAUUUGUGGCAACAGAACAUUCAACUUGACUGACUUGUACUUUGUCUAUUUGGACGACCAUACAGCUUUCAAUGCAUAUUUGAUAUAUUCAUAAGAAUAAUUCCUGAAACUGCUAGCUAAUGGCAAUUAAGUGGCUUCAUUGGUGCCACUCUGUAAUAGUCCAUAUUUUAUACAAGUGUGCAUGCAUACACACUGACACACAUUUUUUUUAAAUAUAAAACAAGUAGAUAAAGGAUAAUUAAUUAAGGAUAAAGUACAUAGCUAUCAGAUGACUACUUAAUGAUAAAGUAGGAGCUAGAGGAUUGCUUUACUCCACACUUAUGGAAUGCAAAUGAUUUCAGGCUCUUAGUUACAUUUUGUUAAAUCAAUUUUGUAUUGUAACUGUAGGUGUAGACUUGUGACAAGUGGAAGAGUUGCAAGAAAAUUCUUAUUUUAAAUCCAUAUGAGUAACUGCAAUGAAUGUGGUUUUUAUUGUAAGGCAUUCAGUACUUUGUGGCAACUCUCACCAUGAGAGGCUUUAAUUGUGUACCUCCAACCUGCAUUAAUGAGUGUCUGUCUUGAAAAUGUUAACAGCUAGAACAAAUCCUGCCAGAGGAUAAGUUGCCAGUACAUUGGACGCAGGGACAAAAGAGAUCAGGUGGCAGCAGUCCCCAUAGCAGUCCUAAGGCUGUUCGCAGGACAAAGACAGGUGAAGCAUCUAGUGAUGGAACUGACAAAGAUGACACAGAUGAGACAUGGUUUCCUGAUCCUUGGUCUCCCAUAGGAAUCAGGAAAAGACCAGAGAAGGAGGAUGAGCAGUCACCAGCUCAGAAGACUGUGGAAACAUUUAAAGUAGAAAAAGAGAAGUUUGUACUGGGAAAAGAGAAUUGCAGAGCAAGAGUAGCACAGGAAGAGACCUCUCGAAGUCUGAUACCAAUGCCUGUAAGGAUUGCGAUAUUUGCCAUCUUUGUGUUUGUGCUCUUUGUGUAUGUAACUAUGGAGACUGACCCAAACAAUCCGCUCAUAAACUUCAUCCUGGGAAGAGGAUAAGAGCACUGUCCUGGUGACAUGCACAGUGUUUAGUGAUGACUACAGAACUGAAGAAUGCACUUUUCUUUCCCUGCUACUUAUGAACAAGCUCUUCAGGUAGUGAAUUAAAAGGCCAGUAGGAGGGGGAAAAUACUCUGCAACUUGUCUUUGCUUAGUGUUCAUUGUAUACAGUAGCUCAUAAUUCUUGGAAAUGUGACUUGUUAUACUGUUUUUUUCUUUGCUGAAACCAAGUUCACAUGUGGAUGCACACUUUGUGUCCCAGCUAGAGAGUUAAGUUCCUCGGAAGGGUUUAGGGUUCUGCAUGGUUUGGGGUUUUUCCUCAACUGCCUGUGGCUGGGAUCGUUCCAUCUUUGAGAACUCCAACUUCUGAGCUUUGGCUAUCACAUAUUUGAGAAACACCAGCUAUAAACUGGGGGAAACAAAUUGCUUGCCAACCUGGCAAGACAGGCAAUGACUCUAGCAUAAUACAAGCCAUGAGGGAUCAAGGGAGGAUUUACUGCAUCACAACUACUGGGAAAAAUGUUCUUGCCUCUCCAAGUCUAAAAAUCUUACCGAAAAGAGUACAGUGGAAGUGACAACCUCUCAGUAGUGGUCUGCCACCUUUCAUCUAAAGGUGACCUGAAUUUUCAAUGUAAUGUUCUCAUAAAUCAGACACUUAAAAGAUUUAAAGGAGUAGUAUAUUUCAUAGGUUGAGAUCAAGCUGAGGCCUUUUGGUGUCUUUUCCUUUCAUAGCAGAAAUGCAGUACUUUGAGCUUGGCAUGUAAUCUGAAGAAACAUACUGAAGCACCCUAAAAUUACUGUAGCCAUUUGACUUAAAAAAAAUUCUUGAUGUACUUUGCUGGGAAAGAAAAUUUAGUAUCCUUAGGUUUGAUGCUUUGGUUUAAGAGGAAAAUCCUUCCUGUAUAAGUCAUAACACAGUAAGCUAGUGGUAUGAUAUACUGAGUGGCUUCCUUAAUUCUUCUAAGUCAUUUUGCUUUAUCUUUAAGAUGUGUGCACUUUGUAAUCUUUACCUCAGAUCUUGGAUAUGGCUUUAACGUGAGAUAAGAGGUUACCUCUUUUCUAGGUAGGAUAAAUGGUAAUAAAUGGAGAGGGGUUUUGAUUCCUAUAGCACUCUUGAGGCUGUGGGAUUACAAAGAAACUGGCUUACUGCUAAGGUGUGGUGUUAGCCCUGUACUCUCAGACGUUUCCUUCACGAAGCUCAUUUUCCAGUUUAGCAAGUGCAAUGAAAGCUGGAAUGUGCUGUGUUUUUGCAUGGUGCUGUGUUCAUAGGAAAAUAAUCUUUUAUCUGUCUCAAAUUGCUAUAUGAAUAUGAGACACUGGGUGCAAUUGCUUCAGUGCUAAGUAAUUGAUAUACCAUGUUGGUUUUAUCUCACAAUCUAGGACUUUGCUUAUAUGCUCCAACUCUAUCUGCCCAUUCUAGUUUCCUCUGCAGAACCUUGUCUUAAAUGAUCCAGUAGCUUGGAUCGGUAGCUUGGAUUUGGUUUUUUAGGGUGGCGGAGGAAGGCUAUACAGUCAUGCCAUUCCUCCUGGCCUGCUGCUGCCUAACAGCCCAUCCUAGUGUGAAGUUUAACAUCAUCUGUGGGAGCCGAGGCUGACUGUCAAGUACGCCUACAGCUGCAGAACACGCUGCCACUGAUGAGUGCUCUUACUGCUGCCAGCGGCCCUGGCUGUGGCCUCUCCCUGGUACGUAUGUGUUGCCUUCUCUCUCUCCCAUUCCCAAAGGUCCCAGGAAAUGCUUGUUUGCUUCUAAAAAUACUUAAUCUUUGUGUUUAGGUAAGGGAUAGCUUUGCAAACAGACUGAGUAUGGCUAGUGUGGUACAAGAGUUGUUAAGCAACCUAGUUGCUCUCUCUGUAUUGAAAUGAUCCUUGUAGGUCACAGGCUCAGCUUAAAACCUUCUUGUGUACUGGAGUUUAGAUGAUAGCCUUCCUGGGAAAGCAAGGACAGUACACUGCAGAGAGCUGCUGUGGACAGGUAAUUAACAUUGACUUCAGAGGCUUGUUCUUAUCUGGAAACAAAGUUAAUAUUGGCUCCUCUCAUUUGAACAUAUUACAGGCUAGUAAGAAAUGAAGUGGAAUGCCUUCUCCUCGGCAUUGACUACUUUAUCUGGGGGCCACCAUAGGGUACCUGUGUGUAUUUGACAUUUUGUUUUACUGUCCAGAACUUAGUGAGAUAUUUUGCUUCAUCCUUUCGAUUGAGAAUGGCAGAGCAGUGGCUCCAGGGAUGAUGAUUUUUGAAAAUUUUCUGGCAGUGGACAUCGCAAACACUAAUCUCCUGCUUUUCAGCAUGCUGGGGGUGUGGGCCCUCACGUUGAAGGGCCUGUGCAGUUCUGAUCUAUUAAUGAAAUAAACAUAUUGGUGUUUAA
Messenger RNA from Dromaius novaehollandiae (emu), 6193 nucleotides. RefSeq names its product LEM domain containing 1 (gene LEMD1). The transcript is spliced from 9 exons. The record is from RefSeq and is a predicted model, not a curated record. The coding region runs from base 2212 to 2781 and encodes 189 amino acids. Lineage: Eukaryota; Metazoa; Chordata; Aves; Casuariiformes; Dromaiidae.